Vigna umbellata (rice bean) is the source of this 1157-nucleotide messenger RNA. RefSeq names its product 2-aminoethanethiol dioxygenase, putative (DUF1637). The record is from RefSeq and is a predicted model, not a curated record. Gene Ontology annotation, molecular function: oxidoreductase activity, acting on single donors with incorporation of molecular oxygen, incorporation of two atoms of oxygen. Lineage: Eukaryota; Viridiplantae; Streptophyta; Magnoliopsida; Fabales; Fabaceae.
UAGUAAAAAAAAAGGCGUCUUCAAAUUACGACAAGUAUUAUCUGAUAUUUGAGGGUGGUAAUAGAGAAUAAGGACAUGGUUUUCUCUUCACUACGCAGAUACUUCAGUAUGAGGUCCCAAAGCUCCAAGGUUCAGACCCUGUAUGACCACUGCAAAACCAUCUUUUCACCCUCUGGAACACCCCCUCCGUCGUCCCAGGCUUUGCAGAAGCUCUCUUCGAUUCUGGACACUGUUCAACCUGCUGAUGUUGGCCUUAAAGAAGAAACUGCAGAUGAUGAUCGAGGGCAUGGCUUUUUUGGUGCUAAUGUGCUUAACAGAGUAGCUCGAUGGGCUCAACCAAUAACAUAUUUGGACAUUCAUGAAUGUGAUAGUUUUACGAUGUGUAUAUUCUGUUUCCCAACUUCUUCAGUUAUUCCACUCCAUGAUCAUCCUGGGAUGACUGUAUUCAGCAAACUUCUAUAUGGCUCUUUGCAUGUGAAAGCUUAUGACUGGGUUGAGCCUCCCUUUGUCGUAGAAAGUAAAGGACCUGGAUAUCCUCAAGUUAGACUAGCAAAAUUAGCAGUUGAUAAGGUGUUGAGUGCACCAUGUGAAACAUCAGUCUUAUAUCCCAAACACGGUGGAAAUCUGCACUGUUUUACAGCUGUAACUCCAUGUGCGAUGCUUGACAUUCUCACACCUCCUUAUAUUGAAGAAGAAAGGAAGUGCACAUACUAUCAUGACUAUCCUUAUUCAGCUUUCAAAGCUGGAAAUGCACCUGUAUCUGAUGGGAAAGAGGAGGAAUAUGCUUGGCUUGCAGAGUUAGAAUCACCUAGUGAUCUUUAUAUGCGUAUGGGGGUAUAUGCUGGUCCAACUAUUCAGCCCUAGCUCUGGUUGCCUGGAUUUUAAAGCACUUUUAUGUUUCCAGUUAUGAAGGUGGGUGACGUUAACGCCUGAAAAUACAGGUAUCUCAUAUUGCACCUGAAAGCUAGAGACAAGAGGAUCUAAAUUGUUUAACGAUGGCAUGUUCUGGUUUAUAUAUGGCUUCUUUUGCAAAUGCGUUUAAGCAAAGAUUUUGAUAAGCAAAUCUGCUGUUUCUUUGCUAUAAACUUACAAAACUUUUUAUCUUUAUUCCUUUAUUAUGCGCAGAUGUGAAAGAAGAACUACAACCACUGUGCUUU